UGGAAUCUUUCAGCAUCCUUCCUCUGAUUGGCUCUUGCAAUACUGCCUGCCCUUUGAUGUCUUUCUUUCAAGAGAAAACAGGGCGGGGCUGAUUUCACCCCUCUACUUCCAAGAACAGAAAGCAGUGCUGAGACUCAAUUAUGAAAACUACCAGAAGAAGCAUUGAUAGCAAGGCAGUGCCGGAACCAAAGCCCGUAGUCCGCAAAUGGGAGGUGACAAAUUCGCUUCUCCGAACAGUGCUGGUCACCAGCUUGGGAUCUAUCCAAUAUGGUUACAUCCUCUGGGUAGUCUAUUCCCCAGUGUUGCUCCUGGAAGACAUGGGUAACACUGCGAAGAAUCCAGGAGAGCAGCAGUAUCUGCUCUUCAUGCUAGGCCUUGCCAUCAGUUUGUUCCCUAUUGGAGGCCUUACUGGAGCACUCAUCGCAGGAGUCAUGGUGGAUGAAUAUGGAAGGAAAGGCGCCUUGCUGAUCAAUUGCUUCUGCUCCAUGGUGUCCUCUAUGUUUAUGGUUUGCGCCACUGUGGUGCAAGCCUUCCUGUUCACGAUGCUUUCACGCUUCAUCGUUGGAAUAACCAUAGGCAUCUUCUCCAUCGUGGUCCCAUUGUACCUCAUAGAGAUCUCCCCACUGAACAUGAGGGGAGCCAUUGGCAUGCUGCCUCACUUCUUUCUAGCUGUAGGCGUCCUCCUGGCUCAGUUACUCUCUUUUCCUGAAAUGCUGGGGAACGAAGAAGAUUGGCCAAUACUGACAAGUGUCCCUGGAAUACUGGCAUUAUUUCAGACCAUUGUCGUUCCUUCCUUCCCCGAAAGCCCCAGGUAUCUACUGAUUCAGAAAAAUGAUGAAGAAAAGGCCAUGCUAGCCUUGCAGAAGCUGAGGCACAAUGAGGACGUGCAGGGGGAGAUAGAAGAACUGCAGCAAGAGAAGAUGGCUGAGAAGACGGAGAAGAGCAUGAACUCACUUAAGCUGCUGUGCUUCCCAAGCCUGCGGUGGCAAGUCCUCUCAGUCAUUAUCUUGAUGUGUGGCCAACAGCUCUCUGGAGUCAAUGCAGUAUACUUUUAUACAGAGAGAAUCUACCUGUCUACAGGAACUGACCUAAAUAAUGUCCCAUACAUCCGUGUAGCGUCAAGCGUUGCCAUCAUCAUUGCAGUCUUUGUUGGGGUAUUUUACAUCGACUCAGUGGGGCGAAAGUUCCUGCUGCUCCUUGGUUUCGGCAUGUGCACCAUCCUCUGCAUCGUAUUAACCAUGAACCUUGAACUUCAGGGAGAUGCCUUGUGGAUGUCUUACAUCAAUGCGUUUCUCAUCAAUAUUUUCCUCAUGGGACAUGCUGUCGGACCUAGUGCUCUUCCGAACCUGAUAAUAGCAGAGAUUUUCCUUCAGUCCUCGCGGUCCUCAGCCUAUGUGGUCGGGGGAUUUGUGCAUUGGUUCCUAAACUUCUUCAGCAUUGUGACCUUCCUCAAUAUACAGAAAUACAUCGGAUUCUUCAGCUUCCUCAUCUGCUGUCCGAUAUGUGCUGCCACCUUCAUUUUCAUCUUAAAGAUGAUCCCAGAAACCACGCACCAGACUUUUCUGGAAAUCAGGAAGCAACUGCCCAUCUACGUGGCCCAAAGGCAGAUCACCAAGAUGGAGCGAAUGCCGAGGAGAAACACCAGGCGGGCGUUGGGGGAGGGGCAAAACCCCGUGUAGAAUUUGAUUAUAAACAUUUAUAAUUGA
Podarcis raffonei (Aeolian wall lizard) is the source of this 1706-nucleotide messenger RNA. Its product is annotated as solute carrier family 2, facilitated glucose transporter member 5-like. The coding region runs from base 141 to 1679 and encodes 512 amino acids. Gene Ontology annotation, biological process: monosaccharide transmembrane transport. Lineage: Eukaryota; Metazoa; Chordata; Lepidosauria; Squamata; Lacertidae. The record is from RefSeq and is a predicted model, not a curated record. Gene Ontology annotation, molecular function: hexose transmembrane transporter activity. Gene Ontology annotation, cellular component: membrane. The transcript has 13 exons.